GCUCGCCCUCCGCCCUGUUCCCCUCCCGCUCGCCGUUAGGGAGGCUCUGCGCCUCAGCCGCCACCGCCUCCGCCGCCGCUCCCGCCCACUUCUCCGCGUCUGCCGCCGCCGCUGCCCGGGGUCUCCGGGGGUCGCUACCGGGCUGGCCCCGCGCCACUGCAGUCGCUUCAGCCUCGCGCUAGAGGCCGCUUCGGGAGGAGACCCGCCGGCCGCCGUGCCACUUAGGGCCUCAGUUCUCGCCUUGUCGACGUCGCCAAGGGUUCUGGAGAAGCGGCCAAGGCCGGACAACGGGGCUUCGCGGUUCCAACGAUUAACUGCUGAAGUACUGAUCGAGUUCUGCGUUUCUUCAAUGAGGAACUACAGGCUGAUCUUCUGCCAUAAUCUCAAACAACCAUAAAUGACUGAAAGAUGCUUGCUCAGUGAGGGUAGCUGGUGCAGAAGCCGUUUGUAAACUUAGGUGUUUAAGUACUCACAGAAAAGACAGCUUUGAUUUCUGGCUGCAAAAAAGCUAUGAGGAAGAGCUCCUCCCCUUCCUUGAGUAACUGCAACUCCGAUCUUGCUAGCAAAAUAUUUGGAAUUCCACUUGAUGAGCUGCAGCAGGGAGGACAUCCAGACAAUGAGGUUCCGUUCAUAGUCCGCCACGUUGUGGACUAUAUUGAGGAACAUGGAGGUCUGGAGCAACAAGGGCUGUUUCAAGUCAAUGGGAAUGCUGAGACAGUGGAGUGGCUUCGGCAGAGAUACGACAGUGGAGAAGAGGUGGAUUUGGUUAAGGAAGCGGACGUCCCCUCAGCCAUUAGUCUCCUUAGGUUUUUCCUGCAGGAGCUCCCCGAGCCCGUCAUACCUGGCAGCUUGCAUAUUCACUUGCUGCAGCUUUCUCAAGAUUAUAAUAAUGAAGAUGAAUUUGGAAGAAAGCUGAGGUUCCUCUUGCAACAGCUUCCACCUGUUAAUUACAGUUUGUUAAAGUUUCUGUGUAGGUUUUUAGCCAAUGUAGCAUCACAUCAUGAAGAAAUUUGGUCUGCAAAUUCUUUGGCUGCUGUUUUUGGUCCAGAUGUCUUCCACAUUUACACGGAUGUGGAGGAUAUGAAAGAGCAAGAAAUCGUGAGCAGGAUAAUGGCGGGACUUCUGGAAAAUUAUUAUGAGUUUUUUGAGAAUGAAGAGGAAGAUUUUUCAUCAAAUGAUUUGAGUUCAAUUACUGAGCAGGUUAAUGAACUUUCUGAGGAAGAAGAAGAAGAUGAGAAGCUGGACCAUGUAGAAGAACUUCCAGAAGAAGGUGUAGAGAAGUCAGCUGGCGUGCCCGAGGUGCUGCAGUCACGGAUGGCUGAAAACACCCAGGAGUCAGACAGUGUGAUAGCACCAGCAAGGGUUGCUGCUGCUGCUGCUGCUACUACUAAUGCCAGUGAUGGUAACACAAAGUGUUCAAAGCCUGUGGCUGGUACUACUGCAGAUAAUGAAGUCAUGCAGCAAGAUUUUGUAUUUGAGGAUCAGAAAAAUAAUGAGUCUGUAGGUAUACUGUUAGAGCCUUGUAGUGACCACGGGGAUAGUGAAGAUGGCUGUCCUGAGAGGAAGGAAUAUUUAUUAUGUGACACUGAUAAAUUGCCCCACUUGAUUCUGGAUUCUAGUAGCAAGAUACGUGACUUGAACGCCAACACUGAGUUGGAGGUAACCGAAGGUCAGAGUGUUGGUGUUCACGGAGAAGCAGCAUGUAUACAGAUUGCACAUUUAGAUCUGAAGAAUGUUUCUGAUGGUGACAAAUGGGAAGCGUCAUGCCUUAUCACUUUCCCCCUCAUUGAUUUCAAAACAAUGCAUCUGCAGAGAGAUGGGGAGGAGCCAUUUCCUGCAUUUAAGUCUUGGCAGGAAGACUCUGAGUCUGGAGAAGCCCAGCUGUCUCCACAGGCUGCAAGGAUGACUCACCACCCCCUGGGAGAGGACUGCCCUCCAGUAUUAUCUCAUCGCAGUUUAGACUUUGGGCAAAGCCAGCGUUUCCUACAUGAUCCAGAAGCAUUGGAUUUCUCAUCAAAGGCACUUUCCUUUACUAGAAUUCGAAGGUCAUCCUUCAGUUCAAAAGAUGAAAAAAGAGAAGACAGAACACCUUAUCAGUUGGUCAAGAAGCUUCAGAAAAAAAUCAGACAAUUUGAGGAGCAAUUUGAAAGGGAAAGAAAUAGCAAGCCCUCCUACAGUGACAUUGCAGCCAAUCCGAAGGUAUUAAAAUGGAUGACAGAGCUUACAAAGUUACGGAAGCAAAUUAAAGAUGCAAAACACAAAAACUCUGAUGGAGAAUUUGUGCCUCAGACACGUCCUCGGAGUAACACUCUGCCAAAAAGUUUUGGCUCUUCUCUAGGCCAUGAAGACAGCGAGAGUGACGGUGAGCCCAGAGCCAUUCAGAAAGAGAAGACGCCGUCUAAGGAAGCGACUCUUGAGCUGAUCACAAAACGAUUGAAGGAAAACCGUGCUGAGCGGCACCUUCCUGAGGACGUCAAGAAAAUGACAAAAGAUCAUUUGAUAGAAGAGAAAACGUCUCUGCAGAAAAGUCUGCUUUACUAUGAAAGUCAACACGGAAGGCCGGUGACCAGGGAAGAAAGGCACAUUGUUAAGCCUCUCUAUGAUAGAUACAGGCUGGUAAAGCAGAUGCUGACACGAGCUAGCAUUACUCCUGUCCUUGGGUCUCCCUCCACGAAGCGCCGGGGUCAGAUGUUACAGCCAAUCAUAGAAGGAGAAACGGCACACUUUUUUGAAGAAAUCAAGGAAGAAGAAGAAGACGGUGUCAGCCUCUCCUCUGAGUUAGGUGACAUCUUGAGCACAGCCGUGCACACACAGUCAUCCCUGGAAAACUCAGAAUCUGAUGCUGAAGAAAAACUGGCUCGGGACCUCUGCUUGUCAAGUACUCGUGCGGCCUCUAUGCCUGAAUUACUGGAACAACUUUGGAAAGCCAGAGCUGAGAAAAAGAAACUACGUAAGACCUUACGGGAGUUUGAAGAAGCGUUUUAUCAACAAAAUGGCAGGAAUGCCCAAAAGGAGGAUCGUGUUCCAGUCCUUGAGGAAUAUAAGGAAUACAAAAGAAUUAAAGCCAAGCUUAGACUUCUUGAAGUUCUUAUCAGCAAACAAGACUCUUCAAAAUCCAUAUAAAAUAUGUUGCUUGAAAGUUGACAUCAUAAAGUGAUUGUGUUCCCUGAUGGUUCACCAUGUGUGCUUGGCUCAUCCUUGCGUUCACUUUGUCAGGCACUCAGAGAAUUCCAUUUUGUCCUUGUUUGUGGUUUCAGUAGGGCAAGGAAAGGCUGUGCCCCGUUACCUACCACAGACCUCUCCUCACUUAGCCACGUUACCUACCGCAGAUCCCUCCUCACUUAGCAAACAUGCAGGUACAUCUAUUAGCAAAGGACAAGAAUUUUAUUCUUUUUACUUCAAGAACUUUGGAAAUACAAGGCUUUUUUGUUUACUUUUUGUUUUUUAUUACUGAAGAAAAUUGAGAGGAAAAUCUUCACACUGAAUGAAAUUCUUCAGUUGCCUUUUUCUUACAAAACGACUGAAAAUUUAAAAGAAUAGCUUAUAAGUGUGACAUAUGUAACUUUUUUUUCUAGAAAACCAAACUGAAUUUUCAGAUCCUACAUUGGAACACCUUGUGUAUAUUUCCCAAAGUGACACCUGCACAGAUAGUACUCAGCCAGAAUUUGCAAUUCAGUGGUCACACUCCUGAACCAAGACAACAGCGGCUAGACCACAAAGCAGCCGUGCAACAUCACACACAUCACUCACACGCUGCCUACAGGACUUCAGUUACUGUCACCAGCUGGCAAUGCUGACUUGUCUGGAUCAAACCCUGUGCUGUCCCCAACCCACUCCAGAUAAUGUGAGAAAAUAGCCAAGCCAGUGUGGAGGGCCUGGGGCGGUGCUCAGAUGGGUGCGUGUCAGCUGGGCCUCAAAAGAAGGAGCGCACCCCAGUGUGUUCUCUAAGGGCUAAACCACUGCAGCUUUCCGUGCUUAUUCAGGGGGCUUCAUCUCCACGUGAGCAGCUCUCGCCAGGCGCCUGCUGGUUAAAGUGGCCGCUCACAGAUGUGUAGUGGUGUGCUCCUUGUAGACUCUUAGCAUCUUUUUCCCUUGGCUUUGCACGGCUUUUCAGGUAACCUGCUAAUCAUUUUUAUGGGACAGUAACUUGUGUUAAUACGACAGAUGUGGGUCAGGCUUAAUCUAAGUGGGUCGUCCCUCAUUCCCCACCCCCACCCCAGUGCUUUUUUGAAUUGAUAAAUGUCUCACUUUGCCCAUGCUUUGCAUGUAAUGACUCAUGCAUGAUUUUCUUAAUAGUUUGUUUCAUACAAAUGGAAUUUCAUAACAUCUUUAAUAAGAUGAGGAAAGCAUGAACCUUGAAUGCUGGCACUAUUGUUACCCAGUAAGAGCAGGAAGUAAGUUUGAUAAUAAAUAGUGUGUCUAAGUACUUCACAUCUCACUUGUGUGCAAUGCCUUUUUGGGGGGAGAGGGGAAACCCAGCAGUAGUGAAUGUGUAGUUGGAGGGAUUUUUUUUUUUUUAAGUACUGGAUCAUCCAGCCUUGUUUGUGUGCUUUCCUUUUGAUAAUGCUAGGUCACUCAUAAUGUAUUUUUAGAAAAGUAAUUAAGAAUGCCAAAAAAAAAAAUGUAUCAUUUGAUUUGAACCCAUCAUGUGGUGUACUUUUUAGUUUUUUUUCAGACUGGAUUGCUAAUGUAAUUUUUUAUGUGCACUGUAUAUUUUUAUGAAUGUUUUAUUUUGUAUACCACAUGCAAAAAUGUUCAUGUGCACUAUUUAAAUGUUUUAAAUAAUAUAUUCCUUCUCUAUAACGCUAAAUCUAUUUGAGUACAAUAUUUUUAUAAGUCUGCAGCCUGACUGGUUUCACUGAGUUACAGCUGCUUCAUGAUUUGGUCGUUCAGUGUUAGUUUUGGCUGAGUAGAGAAGCGAAGUGACUCGCACACUGACUCAUGGUUAGCAGUGUCCCGGGAUAGUUAGGCAGCUUGCGAGAGUUUUACUUUGGUACAGAUAAACUAUAUCUAUAUACAAUACUAUAUAGAUAUAUAUGUGUCCACUUAUAAUUGCAUUGCUGUGUUUGUUUGGCACUUCAUUGUACAGACUUUUGUAAUAAAAGAACUUCACUGUUCUAAGUCA
Molecule: messenger RNA, 5125 nt
Organism: Rattus rattus (black rat)
Lineage: Eukaryota; Metazoa; Chordata; Mammalia; Rodentia; Muridae
Gene: Fam13b
Product: family with sequence similarity 13 member B
Exons: 22
Coding region: 511-3123 (870 amino acids)
Biological process (GO): signal transduction
Source: RefSeq, a predicted model, not a curated record